AGCCGUGCAUAUUGUUUCUCCACACUUUAUUGUCUGCAGCUUCUUUGCACUAGAGCAGUUGAUUUUAAGAAGGAUUACAUUAAUUGGAUUUCCAGUUAUGGAAAGUAUGGAAUUCCAAAGCAGAGCUUACUCCUAUAUGAUUCCAGAGAAUGAAGAAGUUCCACACAGGGAUAUUCAUGAUGUCCAUAAUACCAAUGGAAAUGAAGGCGAGAAAGCAGUGUCAAAGUUACAACGUAGGCACAGUGACAUAAAAGUAUACAAAGAACUUUGUGACUUUUAUGCAAGAUUUAAUAUGGCAAAUGCUCUUGCAAAUGCCAUAUGUGAGCGCUGCAAAGGGGGCUUUGCACCUGCUGAGAAGAUUGUUAACAGCAAUGGUGAACUGUACCAUGAACAGUGUUUCGUGUGUGCCCAGUGCUUUCAGCAGUUCCCUGAAGGUCUCUUUUAUGAGUUUGAAGGCAGGAAGUAUUGUGAACAUGAUUUUCAGAUGCUUUUUGCUCCUUGCUGCCAUCAGUGUGGUGAGUUCAUUAUUGGUCGUGUUAUUAAAGCUAUGAACAAUAGUUGGCAUCCUGAAUGCUUCUGCUGUGAUCUAUGCCAAAAAGUACUUGCAGAUAUUGGAUUUGUCAAGAAUGCUGGAAGGCAUCUUUGCCGUCAUUGUCACAACCUGGAAAAAGCCAGGGGUCUUGGAAAAUACAUCUGCCAGAAGUGCCAUGCCAUUAUUGAUGAACAACCACUGAUAUUCAAGAAUGAUCCUUACCACCCUGAUCACUUCAAUUGUGCCAAUUGCGGGAAAGAACUUACUGCUGAUGCUCGUGAAUUGAAGGGAGAAUUAUAUUGUUUACCAUGCCAUGAUAAAAUGGGGGUCCCCAUUUGUGGAGCAUGUAGGAGACCAAUUGAAGGACGAGUGGUGAAUGCUAUGGGGAAACAGUGGCAUGUAGAGCAUUUUGUUUGUGCAAAGUGUGAAAAGCCAUUUCUUGGUCAUCGUCACUACGAGAGGAAGGGCUUGGCAUAUUGCGAAACCCAUUACAAUCAGCUGUUUGGUGAUGUUUGUUUCCACUGUAAUCGAGUGAUUGAAGGAGAUGUUGUGUCUGCUCUGAAUAAGGCAUGGUGUGUGAACUGUUUCGCUUGUUCCACUUGCAACACUAAGUUAACACUCAAGAACAAAUUUGUUGAAUUUGAUAUGAAGCCUGUCUGCAAGAAAUGCUAUGAGAAGUUUCCUCUGGAGUUGAAGAAAAGAUUGAAGAAACUAGCUGAAACUUUAGGGAGGAAGUAAAGCCUCCUUCUAAUCUCCUGUUCCUGGAAAAAAAAUAGAAAAUAUUACAGAUAUUACUUGACUUUCAUUUUAUUUUUCUUUGAGGCUGCAAUCUGCGAUACACAAGCAAAGAAAAUUAGUUUCCUUGAUGCAUGACUAGCUUCAUACUAAAGUACUUUCCUCUUUUCUCUCUCAAAACAUGCAUCUAAAAACCCUCUCUACAUUUUAUAUAACUUGUAACUAACACAAGCAAAAUAUAUCUUCAGUUCUGUAUUGGAUAUAUACAUUUAUACAUAUCUGUUGAUCUGUAUAUUGUACUUGUAUAGUAAACUGCAAAUACAAAUUCAUUGUAAACUCUUUUACGGCUCUGGUCCUAGAGUUGAAUCUGCUUUAUAGCCACAAAUUUCAGUGAGAUUCUGUGGAGACCUAAAAUCUGCUUGUGCAUUUCCUGCAAUGACUUCACAAAUAAACCUUGCUUUCUGUACACAAAUAGUGCCAUUGAAGUUAAGGGUAAUACUUGUGCAUAGAAUUCAGCAUGUAAUCUUUAAAUGAUGUAGCAUCACUUUUUAUGGAACUAUUCAUUUUUAGAUUCAGAUCCAAGUAAUCAUUAUGAAGCCUUAUUUUAAAUGCCUCUGAAGUCAAACUUCUAAGUGCAACCACUGCAAAAGUGUAGUGCCUUUAAUAGAUAAAUAUUACAUAAUUAAUUUUUGUAUAUUAGAUUUUAAAGUUGUAAUGGAAAUAUAGAAAAUAUAUUCCUGUUGCAAGAAAUAUCCAUAUUCAGAACUACCGGAAUUUUGUUAUGUUCCAUUUAAAAUAAUCCAGUAACGUGAGUGUAUUUGUAUUUUACUUACAUUUUGUGCCUUAUUUUUCUGUACCUUUCACAACAGUAUUCAAAAAAGGAUGCAUUAAAUAUAUAUACAGUUUUAUUUUUAUUUUAUAUUCUUAUGCAGAAAAUGUAUACCAGGUAUUAUAAAACAUAAUAUGCUUUAACUACUUCACUUCUAUAGGAUGUAUGACGUUUGUUUUCUUUAAAUAUUGAGAACACUUGAAUUUUAAAAAAUACAUUGUUGUUUCUUGGCUGAAUUAUUUUUUUAAUAGUACCUACAAUAAUUCACUCUCAUGUCAUACAUCAGUGAGUGUAUGUAUAAAUGGUCUAUGCUAGAAGGUGCUGAGCACCUACAAUUGAGCACCUAAAAUGUCAGCCUUGAAGGACUGGGUCCAAACUGAUGAGAAUUCACUAUAACAUGCUUCUAAGUCUUAUAUUAUUCAUUAAUAGUCAUAAAGAAUCUAGGGCUUUUCCCCCUUUCUUUAUAAAGGUGCAGUAGUAUGGCAAAUUAAUAAAACAUUUUUUUUCAUUUAAUAUAGCAGCCUACAUAGAUUGUAUAGGUUAUGCUUUACAAACUACAGUUUCAUUUCAUAUCUUUUAAGAAAAUAUAUCUCUUGGUUUAAAAGCUAAGCUUUCCAGUGUGAUCAAUAAAGACUACACAAUUA
Messenger RNA from Pelodiscus sinensis (Chinese soft-shelled turtle), 2740 nucleotides. It is a transcript of the gene LIMS1, whose product is annotated as LIM zinc finger domain containing 1. The record is from RefSeq and is a predicted model, not a curated record. NCBI's taxonomy places the organism in Eukaryota, Metazoa, Chordata, Testudines, Trionychidae. Gene Ontology annotation, molecular function: catalytic activity. Gene Ontology annotation, biological process: cell adhesion involved in heart morphogenesis; positive regulation of substrate adhesion-dependent cell spreading; cell-cell adhesion. Gene Ontology annotation, cellular component: focal adhesion; extracellular matrix; cell-cell junction.